Messenger RNA from Helicoverpa armigera (cotton bollworm), 1257 nucleotides. Its product is annotated as protein starmaker-like. NCBI's taxonomy places the organism in Eukaryota, Metazoa, Arthropoda, Insecta, Lepidoptera, Noctuidae. Bases 1 to 1257 code for a protein of 418 amino acids. The record is from RefSeq and is a predicted model, not a curated record. The transcript is spliced from 4 exons.
AUGAAGACCAUACUCAUUAUACUCAUGAUUAUAACAAUUACUACUUGUGGCAUACUUAAAAAUGAAGAUAAAAGUGAGAUUUCAACAGAAAUACCAUAUGAUAACACUACAAUAGUUCCAGCUAUUGAUGACAAUGAAAAGCCUGCUAGUUCUAACAAAGGCUUUACCAAUUAUGGUGAAGAAGAAGGCGCUGUUUUUAAAGCCGAUGUGUGUCUAUCAGGAAAAGGCAGGGCUGAUGAUGACGAAGAUAAAAGUGCUACUACAACAGAAAUACAAUAUGAUAACACUACAAUGGUUCCAGUAGUUAAUUAUAAUGAAGGAUCUUCAACUACUGAAAAUGACGAAGCUGCAGCAAAGAUUCAUAAAGAAGAUAUAACACAAGUUGAAGACCAAAAGAUCAAAACGGCUAAUGAUUCAUAUAACAUGACGACUACUAAUGAUAUAGGAGAAAAUUCCAUAGAAGCGAUAAACAGUGGAAAUUCAACAAGUGACAAUCAAAACUCAAGUGAAGAAAGUGAUUUAAAAAAACAAUUGAAUGAUGAAAGACAUAUUGCAAAUAAACCAGGAACUAGUGACUCUAAGGAUAGAGAUAAAAUACAGAAUAAUAAGAAAGCAAGUGGAAGGUAUGGGGCACAUACAAAGAGACAUAGACAUCGUAUAAAGUACGGUGCAGAUUCAAGACUUAUGUGUGGACUCAUAGAUGAUCUAGUACCUUCUAAAGAUAAGGCCCAAGGUCUAACCAAUCUUCUAAGUAAGAAACCUAAAAGUGAUAAUGAAGGUGUUAUAAUGAAAGUGCGUGAAACCCUCGAAAAUGGAACGAAAAUUGUUAUUGAUGCACUAGGUAAUGUUAUUAGAAUUCAUCCCAAAGACGGCGAAGAUAAUUCUAAAACAUAUGAAGAGAUUGUAGGAAAUAAAGAAAUAAGUAAGAGUAAUAAUACUGCUGCUGAAGAAAAUAAAGCAGAUAAUGAUUUAAAACUGAAUCAAAACGAGACUAAACCAAAAAUAGAUGACAAGACAACAGAAAAUAAAAAUGAAACUUCAAAAACAGAUGUGAAAGACAAAAUUAAGGAUUCAGGUAACUUGAAUGCUACAGAACCUAGUGCUGAUGAAGGAAAAAUAGAUACAAAUAAGAAUUGUUCUACAGUUGAUGAUAAAGUCUGUAAUGUUACUAUAGCUACCAGGACAUCACUAAGUGGAGACGCUUGUCCUCCCGGGAAGAAAAGGGCUGAUGACAAAACUUGUGUAGAUGUAGUGUGA